Oreochromis aureus is the source of this 7536-nucleotide messenger RNA. RefSeq lists its product as uncharacterized. Gene Ontology annotation, cellular component: cell surface. The record is from RefSeq and is a predicted model, not a curated record. Gene Ontology annotation, biological process: cell-matrix adhesion. Lineage: Eukaryota; Metazoa; Chordata; Actinopteri; Cichliformes; Cichlidae. The transcript has 63 exons. The coding region runs from base 160 to 7536 and encodes 2458 amino acids.
GUCACAAGGAAACGCACCCAUCACUCGUGCACCGGUGCCUCAAGUGUCAGGAGACAGUGUUUAACAGAGGUGAUUUACAAGACCUGAACAACUCUACCUACAGACCUGAUCAGUGAUUUUCAACACAAAGCCCUCACAUCUCAUGAGACUGGUUGCAUUAUGAGAGCACAUUACCUGUUCCUGUUGAUUUACCUACUGGGGAGCUCCUUUGCAGGAUCCAGUGCACAGAGUAAUGCAGUAUGCACAAAAGAUACCUGCGCACAGGGCCCAGAUGCCACCUCGAACUUCUUACAGUGUGUGGGCCUGCCUCCAACAGACACGGGGGCAGAUGAAAUGCGAAAGCUGAAAGGAAUUCUUGAAGCCACAAUGGAUGUGUACACGUUUAUGAAGUCAAGCAUGGCAAGCGGACCAAUUUUGAGCGUGGAGGGCGCUCUGGAAUUAGACUUGGCAGCAGACCCUCUACAGAAUCAAGAUCUGGUCAAGAUGUGGAUGGAGGUCAACAUGAAACCGCUGCUGAAAUCCAUCACCAAGCAGUUCUUGUCCUGUCUCAGCACCAGGAACUUUAGCUGCUCCACCUACCAGACUGUAGUGGAGGAGCUCAGUCAACACUAUUCUGAGAUGGAUCCAGUCAGGCAAAAGUGGAUCUACACAUUCUUUAUGUACCCGUUCCUGUCUUCGGCAACAGUUGAUGGCUGUGUGAGGCCAGAUGAGAGCAGUGCGGAGUGGCUGAUGAAGAACUUCGGUGCCUUCAGUGUCAUGGCCCGCAUGAAGGACUUUUCAGCGCUCAACGUGGUCUUCAGUGGACUGGAGGUUCUUAACUUGUUGUCUCCAGCACAAAAGGCCGAGCUGCUCAUGAGCCCUGAGGUUGCCAAUUUAGACAAUGGCACAUUAGCUCUGGUCUUCCACAGUCUGCUAACAGGGGAAUCUGGCCCAUCACCCACUGAUGGCCCGGGAUGGGGUCCCAACUGGACAACCCCUGGGUACCCACCCUCCUAUCCAGUACAGCUGUCACAUAACCAUCAGCCAGGCCUCCAACAGGUCGUGAAUGGAUUCAUGUCAGCCUUCAAACCCAUCGGGAGCUUUGUUCAUAAUUUUGUGUCUUUCACACGUGAGAGAGAUGCGUCAAAUAUAAAAAGCACCACUUUGACCCAGUUCCUGCUCAACUGGACUCUGUCUGAGCUGGCUGGCACAUACCGGCAGCCAAAUGCAUCUGUGGUCCCAGAGGGACCUCAGUUUGAUGUGACAAAUGUGGCAGACUGGUAUGAUUAUGUUGUGAAGCCGCUGUUACGGAGGUUUUUGCCCGAUGAAGAACUCCUGAUGCAUGAAAACAUCACGCUCGCUUUCCACGAAGUGUUCCGUCUGGACAACGGUAUGGACAACAUGACGGUGAAUGAAAUCCAGGAUGUCUGUAGCAUCACCCUUGAUAAGAGCCCUUGCGGGCUGACCGAUGCGGUGGCAAACGUGGCUCAUGUCUUGCAUUGCGCUGCUCGUAACAACCUGACCAUGACAGAAGCCGUCGUCUUGAAGCUGGUUCUAGAGCUGACUCAACGUCUGAACUUGCUGAUCAAGGAGCUCUCCACAGCAAACUUCACGCAGUUGGAAUCCGAGUUUAAGCAGAUCUUCAGCGAGUCAAACUCCGCAACUCUGACCCAGGAGCACCUGACAGACCCAGCCUUCAUCCAGCUCUGGUUCAAGGUCAAGCUGCUGCCCCUCCUGCCCAACGUACAGCCAGAGCUCCUCUCCUGCCUCAGCACCAAGAACUUCUCCUGCCCCGUUUACCAAACCCUUGUGGCGGCGCUCAGUGAACGAAUGAACUUUUUGGAUGCUGAUCCGAUGUACAGCAGCAACAUCUACGAGUACUUCAUCUACCCCUUCCUGCUAAAUCACAACACCUCGGACCCCCAGUGUGUCUCUGCAGCUAAUAACAGCGCAGAAUGGCUGCAACUCAACUUUGGUUUCUUCUCAAGCUUUGCCUCUAUCAUCGACUUCUACACACUCAACCCUUAUUUCUCUGGACUGGAGGCUCUUGACCUCCUGACUCCAAAUCAGACGGUAGAGUUGCUGCUGUUGACUCUCCCAACUCCACCAGAGAAAGACAUUGUCAUCAGUCAAGUGUUUAACUUCCUGACGGAGUCACCUGCAGCCAGGAAGUACCCAGAGGUCCUCAGCGCUUUGGUCAGGCUCGCUGGAAAGAUCAAUCCUUCCUGCGACAUCUACAAACAAAUCUUCACACAGCUCUAUACAGCCAUACCAUCUCUGCCUCCAGAAAUGGAACCAGUCACCUGGGCCACUAUAGAAGCCCUGAUAAACAUUGCACCUGUCGAGUGCGUGCCGGCGAACCUCAGGUGCCUGGUAAUCCCGCUCAAUGAAACUCACAGCUGUGCAGGAGUCAACAGCUCUGAUCUGCUGUCUUACUUGGACACCUUUAAUCAAGUUUCCUGCAACUUCCCCUUGGAGGAAUAUGCCUGUGCACAGCUGGACAACUUCACAGCCAAUCACCUGGCGUCUCUUCUGAUGUGUAAUCUUCCUGGGAACAGCGCCCACUCCAAAACUCUGUGGAAAAUCCUGCUCACGAAAGUCUCCGACGUUUUAAACCCAGCCCUGGACAUCCUGGCUAACAUGCCGAUGCCCGUGAUUCCAUCAGCGUCACAGGUUUUGGAUGUGAUCGGAGAGAUCAGAGUGUUGCUGCUGACAGAUGAGCAGCUGCAGAACAGCGAAGUUAUCAACUUGUGGUUCUCAGACCGCCUGAGGAGCUUCUUGCCAUAUGCAUCAGGAAUGUUUCUGCGCUGUCUGAGCAGCAGAAACCUCACCUGUCAGUCAUACCAGGAAAUACUGCAGACGUUUAUCGGCCAGUUUAACCAGAUGACCUCAAACCAGCAGCAGUUGGUCUUGCAGGAUUUCAUACUGCAGUUCCUGACGCAGCCACGCUCAGAUUCCAGCUGUGUGUCUACCUCCAACAGCACUGCAGUGUGGAUACAGCAGAAUUUGGGUCCAUUUUCAGCACUUUUGUCCCUCACUCAGCUGAUCCAUCUCAACCCACAAUUCAACCCUAUUGAAGUCUUGACACUCCUGACUGCACAACAGAGCGCAGAGCUGCUGUCGCUUCCAAAUCUGCCGGACAAAGCCGUCAUUAUCAACGCGCUCUUUGAUUACCUGACCGUGUCUCCUGAGCAGAAUAAAUUCACAGAGUUCCUGACCAACCUUACCGUGUUCAUUCACCCGGAAAACUUCACUUGCUCUUCAUACAAAACGCUGUUUGCCAGACUGGACUUGGCCCUACCUGUGGUUUCUCUUGGCAUCGCUACAACUAUCACACAGACUAAAGAGGCUCUAUCCCACCAACUACCACCUGACUGCAUCAUUUACAGUGGACAGUGUAAUGUCAGCGUGGCAAAUGCAACAGAAAUCUGUAUCGGACUGAACAGAACAGCAGUUCAGCUCCAACUCACCAGUGCACAGACGAGCGGAAACCUCUGUGACUUGGCCGUUGAGAAACUGGCUUGUGCUUCGCUGUCAACAAUAACAGCAGAGCAGCUGGCAACGAUACUGAAGUGCAACCGCUCCUCCAGCUCGAGUGGGUCCAGAUCUAUCUGGAAACUUGUCCUCUCCAAAACCUCUCAGGUCCUGGACCAGGCUCUGGAUCUGCUCGUCAACACGACUCUGGACGCCAACAGCCCAGCAGUGUCCGUGAUUCUGGACACCAUACAAGAACUCCGAAUAGAUACCGUCAGCAUGGCCACCCUCAAUAAUCUAACCUUCAUCCAGACGUGGUUUGGCGGCCGCCUUCGUCCAUUUCUGCCGGCUGUUUCACCUGACUUCCUUUCAUGUAUCACCACAAACCUGACCUGCAGCUCCUACCAGGCCAUUCUGCAGAUUUUGAGUCAACUCCAACCACAACUGACAUUUGCCAGGCAGGUGUCUGUCUACACGCACUUCAUUAAGGUUUUCCUGACCAGGAACAACAGCACAGACCCCGCCUGCAGCUCAGGCAUUGCCACCAGUGCACAAUGGCUGCAGGUGAACCUGGGAGGUUUUGCCUAUCUUUUGGAUGCCUUGUCACAGCUCACGGUCAGACAGCUAGCCGAGGUGUCCGCAACACCUGGCCAGCUCACAACUUCUGAGCAAGUCAACAUGGUGAUGAAAUAUGUGCCUGACCAGUUUCUGGCUGCCUUCUUUGAUAAUUUCUCACCUGUUAUCCUGGCUCAUGAAGACGCGUUCCCUUCAGUCGUGAGGUCAGCCAUGUUGCAGGUUGUGUUUGAUCGUGCAAACCUCUCCCUUCCUUCGGUGAGUGAUGCAGAGGUAUAUGUGUGGCUUACCUCCCGGCUGCCACCUCUGCUGGUACAACUUUCACCAGGACAAGUUGCAUCUUACUUUGGAAUACUGGCGGGAAGGAGCUGCAAUAUUGAGAAGCAGGGUGUACUGAACCUGAACAUGACUAUCUCAACACUCAGCACAGACACACAGCAGAAAGUCUAUGAUCAAAUCCUCCAGACCCUCAGAGGUCCAACACCUCUCCGCUGCUACGGUGACAGCUACAACACCAGUUUCUAUGGUUUCCUGGAGCAAUCUUUCAUGGGUUUCCAGUUUCCCAACCUCACCGCCUUCCUGUCGCUCAUGCCUCCUGACAGAAUGCAUCUGAUCAUAAAUUCCAUCCCUCCAUCAGAGCUUGGGGAUUACCUGCGACGUCCUAAUGUUGUCGACAACAACGCACAGCUCUGCAUGCUCUUAAACAGCUACAGCCAGACACCACAGUUUCUAGAAACUGAGUCUCUGCCGGAUGCGGUGAGGCGCUCCAUCCUGCCCUGCGUCUGGCCCGUGGCCCUCAACAGCACCCAAACGUCGGAGGUCGACGCUUGGUUUGACCGUCGCCUCAAGAACUACUUGCCCUUCCUCACAAAGAGCCUGAUCAGUCCCAGUGUCAUAAACAGCACCUCCUGCCUGGCCUUCCAAAAACUUGUCUCAGUCCUUGGGGUAUACAACUACACUACUGCUGACUUUGUGAGGGGAGACGUGUACAACGCCAUCAGGACUUACCUUUACGUCGGCUCAACCUCAAACCCAAAGUGUUACUUCCCCAGCAACCCACAACUGAAUUCCACAGCUUGGUUUGCUCAGUACAUCGGGUCUUUUGUCUCUUUCCUCACUCGGGACGAUCUUUCAACAUUUGGAUCUGAGUCGGUCAUUCAGGUCUUCACAGUGAACCUUCAGAACAUCGCUCUUUUCAACACCUCUGUCUUACCUGCAAACCUCACAAACUACUACACCACCCUUCUAUAUCAACAGGACAGCAACUUCAACCCCUUACUCCUUCCUAUCUUGUUUCGGUGUGUCGCUCCUGGUCCAGCAUUUACCCAACUGAGUCCAAGCGACAGUUUGAUAGUUCUGCAGAAUCUCACAGUUCUCUGUACGAACCUGGACCCACAAGUCACUGCUGCUUUGGCAGGUACCUUUGGUCAGAACAUUGACUCCACAGUCAUUUCUGCCCUCGGCAGCCAAAGCACCGGCAUGUCGCUGAAUCAGAUCAACUCAAUCAAACCCCAGGACUUAAUAAACUCCAUCAGCACUCUCUCCACUGUGACGGGCUGGAGCGAAGGUCAGGCCAAGGCCAUCAUCCAGUCUCUGCUGUCUUCAGGCGUGAUACAGAUCAACAGCUCAUCAUCGCUGAUAAGUCUGGGCACUCUCAUCAUUGGUGUACCUUCCAGAGUGUUCUCGAGCAUCUCCGGUAAUCAGCUGAUAAGUGCCUCCCAAACUCCUUCACUGGUGGCAAACCUCCUUUCUGGUCCUCAGAUCAUCCAGCAGGUCUUUGUCAGUCAGAUCAUAUCAGUGAACACCAGCAACGUGCAAGUGAUCCAGAACGUUCCCGAUGACCUGGCCACUGAGAUCCCUCGAUCCCUGCUGGUGGACUUCUCCAGUAGCAACGACGUUAUCACCAAACUCAACAAAAAGAAAUGGAAACGGCAGCAGCUGACCUGCAUGUACACUUACAUUAAAGACGAUGCUGCCAGCUUCAACCUCUACCCUCCAGAUGUUCUGCUGUAUUAUGAUUACUCACUGGUGCCGCAGGGCAGCUGCAGGGCCUAUUUCACAGAGCUGGGAAAUGCAGACUUCUCUGUCUUCUCUGCAGCGCUCAGCUACAAGCGCACUGCCCUGUUUGAAAAUGCAAAGAGCUGCCUGGGCAUAACAAACACAAGCUUAACUGAAGAUGAAAUAUCAGUAUUGGGAAACAUGUGCUGCAUCCUGGAUGCAUCCUACAUCCUAAACUCAGAUUCAUCCAUCUUGGAAAAACUCAAAGCCUGCCCCAGCCUCACUUCUGCUCAAGCAGCUGCUGUUCAGGCUCGAAUGACUAAUGGCAACACAAGAUCUGGAGCUCCUUCAGUGUGGACUGAGCAAACUCUGAAAGACCUCGGGAUGCUGUCUCUGUAUAUGUCUUCAACCUUCUAUGAUUACUUCAACACUAAAACAAAGAACAACUACUUGAGGUACUUCCUGGGUGUUCUCAAGGAAAACAACGUGGACAGCCAGAAGAUCGGGGAGCUGAAGAGUGCAAUAAGGAUGUCCAUUCCGGAUGAGUCAAAGCGAUCUACAGCCACUGACUGCACUUUGGGUUUCAUAACCCGUGUGACUAUCGUUAAUCUAACAUUCCCCUUAAACUAUGAUAUAAGUCAGUUCACCAGCUGCCUCAAUUCCACCAUUGUGAAAGACAACUUGGAUGCCCUUGUUAGCCAGGUGCAGGAACAGAACUACACAACGAUUGUUCUCAGCAAGUUGCGACAGGCUUACAAUGCCAGCGGCAUCAUCCCAGAAGAUCAGGUUCAGAUCUUAGGAGCAAUGUCCCGUAGUGCCACUAUGGCAGACAUCAACAUGUGGAGUAUUAUUCAGAUCGACACACUCUCUUCUUUGAUGGAUCCUUCAAACGGACCGUGGGACCCGGUUCUGGCCAAAGCCAUCAUCUCCAAGUAUCUGAGUGUAAAGGGGAACAGUCUCGGCAGUGUGGCGCUCAACGCCAUUGGAGGACCAAACCUGUGUGCCCUGGAUGUUGUUGUUAUCAGGAACAUUUCGGUUGGAAGCAUCAAAAACGCCGAUGCCCUGGACAUAUCCAGCUGCACCACUGAGAAAAAGCAAGAACUGUUCGCCCUCGCCUAUAAAGCAUUUAUCCCAGUGACCCGCUCAAUCUCUAUCUCCGCUUCCACUUACCAGCUCUUACAAUCUUACCUACCGGGUGCAGAUCUUGCGUUUAUCCAAAAUUUAGUGUCUUCCAAUAUCAGCAUGGACCUCCCGACCUUCACUGGGCUGCUUCAGAGUGUUAUACAGAACCUGACUGUUAGUGACAUUAAAGGUCUUCUUGGCACCAACCUCCCAGUUCUGAAGUUGUAUGAAAAUGUGACAGUGUACCACUACAUCGGGCUCAUCAUCAACAACUUCAUCAACGACAUCGGGGACAGCUUCAACGACAACAUCGGGGACAGCUUCAACGACAACAUCGGGGACAACUUCAACAACAAAAUCAACAACUGGAUCCAGCACCACCACGGGUAA